Messenger RNA from Rattus norvegicus (Norway rat), 12296 nucleotides. It is a transcript of the gene Ctnna3, whose product is annotated as catenin alpha 3. The record is from RefSeq and is marked validated. The coding region runs from base 108 to 2795 and encodes 895 amino acids. Gene Ontology annotation, molecular function: actin filament binding; cadherin binding. NCBI's taxonomy places the organism in Eukaryota, Metazoa, Chordata, Mammalia, Rodentia, Muridae. The transcript has 18 exons. Gene Ontology annotation, cellular component: cytoskeleton; adherens junction; fascia adherens. Gene Ontology annotation, biological process: cell adhesion; cell-cell adhesion.
GCCAAAUUGUGAGCCACAACCGUGGCACCGGCUUAAUAAACACAAGGAGCUGCUUAGGCAGUGGCUCAGUGUCUCUGUGGGCCAAACUGUGUCCCGCCACAGGCAACAUGUCAGCAGAAACACCAAUAACCCUGCAGAUGGACAUGCAGGAUCUGCAGAUCCAAACGUUCACUGUGGAGAAGCUGCUGGAGCCUCUGAUAAUCCAGGUUACUACCCUUGUGAAUUGUCCGCAGAAUCCGUCCAACAGGAAGAAAGGACGUUCAAAGAGAGCCAGAGUUCUCCUAGCUUCUGUGGAGGAAGCAACUUGGAAUUUGUUAGACAAGGGGGAGAUGAUCGCUAAGGAAGCCACGGUUUUAAAGGAAGAUCUCGAAGCUGCACUCCAGGAAGUCCGAAAAGAGAGCAAAGCUCUGAAGGGAUCAGCUGAGAGAUUUACGGACGACCCCUGUUACCUCCCCAAAAGGGAGGCUGUGGUUCAAGCCGCCCGCGCCCUGUUGGCAGCAGUCACAAGACUCCUUAUCCUUGCAGACAUGACUGAUGUCAUGUGCCUCUUGCAGCAUGUGUCAUCUUUCCAAAGAACAUUCAAGUCUCUUAAAAAUGUUUCCAACAAAUCUGACCUCCAGAAAACCUACCAGAAGCUUGGGAAGGAGCUGGAAAGGCUGGAUCGCUUCGCCUUCAAACGGCAGCAGGACUUGAAAUCUCCAAGCCAGAGGGAUGAAAUCGCAGGGGCCCGGGCCACCUUGAAGGAGAACUCCCCGCUCCUGCAUUCGAUUUGUUCUGCCUGUUUGGAACAUUCCGAUGUUGCUUCUCUCAAAGCCAGUAAGGACACCGUCUGCGAAGAGAUCCAGAAUGCUCUUGAUGUAAUUUCAAAUGCUUCCCAAGGCAUCCAGAAUGUGCCAGCAUCUCUUGAACCGCAGGCAGCAACACUGGGAAGUGCUCUUGAUGAGCUGGAGAAUUUAAUUGUCCUGAACCCACUCACAGUGACAGAGGAAGACUUAAGACCACCACUAGAGAAACGCCUAGAAGCCAUCAUCAGUGGGGCUGCACUGUUGGCUGACUCUUCCUGUACCAGGGACCUCCACCGGGAACGGAUCAUCGCUGAGUGCAAUGCCAUCCGCCAGGCUCUCCAGGACCUGCUGUCGGAGUACAUGAGUAAUAUUGGAAAGACGGAAAGGAGUAAUACCCUGAAUACUGCCAUAGUCAACAUGAGCAAGAAGACAAGAGACCUCCGCAGACAGCUCCGCAAAGCUAUUAUAGAUCACAUAUCAGAUUCUUUCUUGGACACAACAGUUCCACUCCUGGUCCUCAUUGAAGCUGCUAAGAAUGGCCAAGUGAAGGAAAUCAAAGAUUAUGCCUCCAUAUUUCAUGAGCACACGGGCAGGCUCAUGGAGGUGGCGAACCUUGCUUGUUCCAUGUCAACCAAUGAAGAUGGGAUUAAAAUCGUCCGAAUAGCAGCCAAUCACCUGGAGACCCUGUGUCCACAGAUCAUAAAUGCUGCACUUGCUUUGGCAUCAAGACCCAAGAGCCAAGUGGUCAAAAACACCAUGGAAAUGUACAAACGCACCUGGGAGCAUUACAUCCAUGUCCUCACUGAAGCUGUGGAUGACAUCACCAGCAUCGAUGACUUCCUGGCUGUAUCUGAAAGCCACAUCCUGGAAGAUGUCAACAGAUGCAUUAUAGCCUUGAGGGAUCAGGAUGCUGACAAUUUAGACCGAGCUGCAGGUGCCAUCAGAGGACGGGCUGCAAGAGUAGCUCACAUCGUCGCGGGUGAAAUGGACAGUUAUGAACCUGGUGCUUACACCGAAGGCGUGAUGAGAAAUGUCAACCUCCUUACAAGCAUUGUGAUCCCAGAGUUCGUGACACAAGUGAAUGUUGCCUUGGAUGCCUUAAGCAAGAAUGCACUAACUGCGCUCGAUGACAAUCAGUUUGUGGACAUCUCAAAGAAGAUCUAUGACACAAUCCAUGAUAUCAGGUGUUCAGUCAUGAUCAUUCGGACUCCAGAGGAACUAGAGGAUGUUUCUGACCUUGAAGAUGACCAUGAGGUCCGUAGCCACACCAGCACUCAGACAGAAGGGAAAACUGAUCGGGCCAAGAUGACUCAACUGCCUGAGGCAGAAAAGGAAAAGAUUGCAGAGCAAGUAGCUGACUUCAAGAAGGUGAAGAGCAAGCUGGACGCUGAGAUUGAGAUAUGGGACGACACAAGCAAUGAUAUCAUCGUGCUUGCCAAGAAGAUGUGCAUGAUCAUGAUGGAGAUGACUGACUUCACCAGGGGCAAAGGACCACUAAAGCAUACCACUGAUGUAAUCUAUGCAGCCAAAAUGAUAUCCGAGUCCGGAUCAAGGAUGGAUGUUCUUGCUCGGCAGAUUGCUAACCAGUGUCCAGAUCCACCCUGCAAACAAGACUUGCUGGCUUACCUGGAACAGAUUAAAUUCUACUCCCACCAGCUGAAAAUCUGCAGUCAAGUUAAAGCAGAGAUCCAAAACCUGGGGGGAGAGCUCAUCGUGUCAGCUUUGGACAGCGUCACCUCCCUGAUCCAAGCAGCCAAGAAUUUAAUGAAUGCUGUAGUGCAAACAGUGAAAAUGUCAUACAUCGCCUCCACCAAGAUCAUCCGCAUCCAGAGUUCUGCAGGGCCCCGGCACCCAGUUGUCAUGUGGAGAAUGAAGGCUCCGGCUAAAAAGCCCUUGAUUAAAAGAGAGAAGCCAGAAGAAACAUGGGCAGUUGUCAGAAGAGGCUCCGCCAAGAAAAAAAUCCACCCAGUUCAAGUCAUGAGUGAAUUCAGAGGGAGACAAGUCUACUGAAUACCGUCAUCCACUCUAGUGCCCAUUUCUACACCCCAGGCUAACCACACCGCUUUAUUUCAUGGUUCAUUGGUUCUUUAAUUUCACCAAGUUUAAGAGUUAAACUCCCAAAUAACAUAAAACAUUGGGGUUAAACCAGUGUGUAAGAUGUGUGUUUGGGAUCCUGCCAUUGUUGACUCUAUAUAGCCAGUACAACCUAGUUACCUGACUGGGAGUACCUAGGGAAUAAAACUCGUGGGCGUCCUUUACUAUUACCUCUCACAGGGAAGAGCUUACGUUCAUUACAAAAUGAACGCAAGAUAAAGUGACUUCUGAUUACCCAGAAAUGUCUGCACCCAGGAGGAAGACCCUGUUAUAACCUUUGCCCUCACAUUUCACUAGACACAAAAGAGUUUAUCAACUAUUUUCCCAAGUAGUAUCCAUACUUUCUUUAGCCCACCCAACCUGGUACCUAACCUGCCAUAAAUGUGUCAGUCUUGCUAUGGGAAAUUUUCGGUUUCUAGAUAUCACUACCCAUCAUGAAAAGGUUAGGUGCCUGUAACCAAAUGAGUGUGGCCAAGUUUCUUACUAGAAUUUAAAAGUCAGACACGUUUUCAAUAAGUGUUUUGAUGACCCUCUAUAGGCUGCCAUCUUGGACUAUGAUGCAUGUAUCUUUUAUUUUUAUGGCAUUCAGAAGUUCCUCACUCUUAGUAUCAGAUCCAUCAGAGCACACAUGUAGCACUAUCACCCACUGGAGAAAGAGAAAUGGAUUUUUGCUUAUUGAUUCGGGUGGGAGGGUGGUACUGUGUUCAAACAACAACAUUGCACCACAGUCUAGUCAAGCACAUUCUAAUCCUGAGCUACACACUCAGUCCUCCUGUUAGACAAAUGAGACAUUGAAUUAUAGCAAAGAGUUAAGUCUACAAUCCUGGACAAACAAGGAAUGCUUCAGGAUUCUAAAUAUUCUCUUUGUAUCCAAUUGAAACUGUAAUUAGACACCAGUGUGCAAAGUAUUUUAGCACUGAGUAGAAUCCACCACCUAGCAACUCAAGCUGAGUUCUAUGUCAGUGACUUUGGCAUCUUAAUAACCACCUUUAAAUGAAUAACAUUGGGUUAUUCCGCAUGUCUAUGAGUUUAUGAUGGAAUCCUUAAUAGUCUGACAGUGUGGUUCAUAAUGGCUGUAACCCCUUCUUUUUCUUUACUUCCUCUUUCCCCCUCUCUUUCUUCACAGGAUACUCUAUAUAAGAUGUAUUGGAAGACAAAGUUUCAGUUGACAAUGUUACAAAGGAUCAUUUUUCCAUUGAGUUCACUUUACUGCAUCAGAAUUCUGGUGCAAUUGAAGCUCUUCACUGCACAACCCUGCUCUUAAAGAGUUUUUGACACCUGAUUGAUCUAAUAAGAUUUCCAUAUAGAACACAAGUUGAUGUAAGGAGGGUUACUUGUGCAUGAGACAAGUAGAAGAGUAAAUGUUUGGGGAUGCAUUGCAUAUGCCCUUGAACAAAACAAAAUCAGAAAAGCAGAAAAAAAAAGUCGGGCAAAGCUAUGAGGUCAAUGUUCACCCUCCUUUAAUAAAUUAAAUUAUUUCAUUCUUCCAAAGUGCUGGUUGGUUGCUUGGGAUCUGAAGGUAAACUUCUUAGGAACCGGGGGAAGUCCAUUCGUUUCUCCCCUCAUCUUGCCCAUAAUAUUUAUUCUGGACAAAGUGUCCUUUCCUGAUGAGAAGCAGUAAAGGAGAUUAGGUCCUCGAGGCAGUGCUGGCUUUCAGUGCUUCCUGUACUAUUGAGACAAAUAGAGAACCACUAUCACUGGAAUGCUACGACGGUGUUCUGUACUCAAUGAAGAAUGAUUUUAGCAAGAAUUCUUUUGGGUAAAAUGCAGAUUAUAGUUUGGGGAGCAAUGAACUAUCUGAAAAAUACACGAGCAAAACCUACUGCAUCACUAGCUUUACAUUCUAGGCCCUCGCCUUCUAUAGACGAGGACUGUAAACCUUCUUUGCAAAAUGCACUGUUCCUGUGGCCCCCACACCACUCUCCUUAUAUUAAAUUUAGCUUGAAUUAUUGGAAAAAAUAGCAGAAAUCAUUUUAAAUAAUACAAACACCAGAUAACUUUACCCAGAAAUGAAAUAUAAUCAAUGCCUUGCUUUGGUACAGAAUCCUAGGUGAGCUCAAAAUAGACAGCUAUAAUUAAACAAAACAAUAAAUUUUCGAAGUGGUGAAUACUGAGGGUGUAGGUUUUGUGGCAAUCAAAGGUGUGAUAAAAAUAAGAGGCAUAAAACCCAGAAGGACAUCUGUCUACCUGCGAUGCACCUGCUGCAGUGGCUGCAUAUAGUUGGAUUCAAACACUAGGAGAUGCAAACAUCAUCAGAACAAAGAAUGAAUGGAAGGGGGCGGGCAAAUGCAAACAGUACAGAGCCCAACUACAUAAUUCGGACCAAUGAGUCUUUUUUCAUAUACAUAUUUUUAUAUAGCAUGGAGGUUUAUUACUUUUGAAUUUACAGUAUUUUUCAUUCCUAUUAGAUUUUUCCCCUGAUUUUAAUCCAGCCAUAUUACCUGUGAUAUAUUUUACUACAAUUUUUCUUCACUAAUUUGCUUAUUCACUAUGCAGCUUGAUUAUAUCCCCCUCCCUCCUCUCGUCCACCCUUCUACUCCCUCCCCCACUGCUCCUUCCUUUCUUUGAGAUUCGAGACCCUCUUAUGGGUGCCUACACACCCUGAUGUAUCAAGUCACAUCAGGACUAAGUCCAUCCUCUCCCACUGAGGCCAGACAAUGUAGCCUAGCUAUGGGAAAGAGAUCGAAAGUCCCACAGCAGAAUCAGAGAUAGCCCCAGGUCCAAUUGUUAGGGUAUUCACAUGAUGAAUGAGCUGCACAUCUGCUACAUAUGCAUAAGGGGCCGAGGUUCAGUCCAUGCUCAGUCGAUGGCUCAGUCUGUGAGCCACUAUGGGCCAGGGUUACUUGACUCUGUUGGUUUUCUCAUGUCCCUGACCUCUCUGACUCCUUCAUAUCAUCCCUCACUCUUCCACAAGACUCCCCGAGAGCUCUGCAUAUUGUUUGGCUGUGGGUCUCUUUAUCUGUUUCUAUCUACUACUAAGGAAGCCUCUCAGGAGACAGUUAUGCUAGGGUCCUGUCUGCAAGUAUAGCAGAAUAACAUUAUUAGUGUCAGGGGUUAGGUCUCAAUUUGGGCCAGUCAUUGGUUAGCCUUUCCCUCAGUCUCCAUCCUUAUCCCUCCUUUUCUUGCAGACGGAACAUAUUUAGGGUCAAAGACUUUAUGGGUACUUUGGUGUCCCCCUGUGUCUUUCCUAUAGGGGAAUGAUGGGAAAUUUUUAGUGGGAGUAAUAACUUGACGACAGUAUAUACAUUUUGAAACCAUAUAACAUGCUAGCGAGAAAUCAUCUGUCCCUUUCCUUGAAUUAAUUUCAUUCCAUUUACACAGAAAACUGCACUUGAAAAGAAGUUUGUACUACUGCAAGGGUAAAUCCAUCUCUGCCUGUAUCAUCACCAAGUGUGAUGUCAGAUUCAAAGUAGUAGAGAUUCAGAAUAACUCAAACUAAUUCAUGAUGCCAAACAAAUACAAAGACUAGAAACUAUAAAUUCCUUUUAUUAACUAAAUUAAAUUAUUAGGUUCUAAUAUUUCUUUUUAUUAAGGUUUCUGGACUGUUUUUUAAUGAGUUAGGAAAAUAGGAAGGCAUCGAAUUUCAAGCUAUAUAGGCAGUCAGUCUUUUCUGUUUCUCUUCUGAUUUGAGCACAGCCUCUGAAUGUGCUAGAGGAUAUGUCAUCCUCCUAAUAUGUACACAUGUCAUCUGAGAUUACAAAAUGUCUCAAUAUAACUAUAACACACAUGCUUCUCAUGAAGUCUCUUCCUCCCACAGGGUAAGAAACCUGGGCAGAACACAGAGGCCUAUUCUUGUAACCCAGCACUUCUGACUAAUUUCAAAGACCAAUUUUCAACACUUUAUAAUGGAGGAACUAAAAAUGUGAAUAUGUAAUUAAGUUCCCACUGGGGCCUUCAAGGCUCUUAACAAUAACACUCCCCAGAUUCAGUAGCAGGUUGCUGAAAAAACUAAGUUAUGACAAGGGAAAUGCUGGUACCGAGUUCCUAAGCCUUCACUUUUGGGGACUGGAGAGAUGGCUCAGGCAGUACUUGCUUACUCUGCCAACAUGGAACCCCAACUACCGAUUACCUCCAGCCUCAUAAAUAGCCAGAUAAUGGGGUUGGUGCCCUAUAUUUCCAGUGGGGCUCUUUGGCCAGUCAGUUAAGUCAGAUGCAAGCACAUCAAUGGGAGAGUGAACCUGCAUCAAAAGGAAGUGGAAAGUGAUUGAAGAUGAUGACCAAUGUUGACUUCUGAACUCCACAUCCAUUCACACAUAUUAAUGUACAACAGCGUGCGCGCACACACACACACACACACACACACACACACACACACCUACACACACACACACACCCCACUUCUGGGUGGUCUUGUCUUAUCUUUACCCUGCAUUCAGUACCCUGCUAACUGCCUACAAUGUUCUCUUAGAUGACAAAACCAACCUGUCACAUCUCAGCAAACUCUACAGUUAACCCCUUUGUUGAAAUUCCAAGCUCUAGCAAUGUCUUCAACCUCUCUUCCUUGUAGGUUACUCUAUAUGGAAAUAGACCAACAUAUCCUUUAGGACUUUAAUGUUAGAGUUUAAUUUCCACCAGAAUUAUUUCUUUGUACCUUCCCAAACAUUCUUAUCCUCUUUGGUGUCUCAUUUUGAUGCUAGAGAUUAUAGUUCCCAUGGAUACAGACUUCUGUACUGUGAGAGAAAUGAGAUCUGAGAAUUUUCCUGGUGAAAUAGACCAUCCUUUUUCAGUAUUGUAAGAAACAAUUCUCUGGGUGGACAAAAUGGGUUCUGGCACCUGAAUUUGAAUGACACCCCAUGUUUUAAUCAGUCUGUCCUUGGUUAACACAGCCUACAUAGGAUACUGUCAGUGAUCAAAUAGCCAUUUUUGUUGUAAAGUCAGAAAUUGUUCAGUGAUUAGGAUGUUCAAAGGAACCCAGUUAAAAAGAUUGUAGCUCACAUAUGAUUUCAAUAUUUUUAAAUAAAAUUAGGAAGCUGGCCACAUCAUCGGUUGUAUUUAUGCGUAUUACACACACCAGGAGACAACAUUUAUGCAGAGAAAAGCUCCAUUUUGUCUUUUAUGGCUCUUUUCACGUAGUUAUUGUUAGGUCGCAGACUCUGGGACAAAUGGCUGAGUUGCCUAUUCAAGAUAUCAAAGCAGACCUGGCUGCCAGAUUCUCCCAGCAUCCCUCAGUCCCUACCUGUUAUUGGGCAUGGCUGACUUACUCCUUGUCCUCUACACCAAACUCUCCAGUCUGUCCCCCAGCUGUUCUUCCCUAUAUAAUCCAAUGUUUUGGUUACCUUAUUUUCUUUUGUACCUCCUGGCUGCUGUCCCUGGAUCCUUUCUCCUCUCCCCCCCCCUUCUCUGCUCUCUCCUCACAUGGUUUAGGGUCAUGUCCACUCUGGAUUGUCCCAAAUAUCUAGGCCUCUGACCAUGCUUUUCUUUUAUCUGCAAUAUAUCUUUUUCUCUACCAUAUCCAGAGCCAGUCAUGUCCUUUGUUUUCUUUUCUUUUUCUAUAGAUUUUUAAAAUUUAUUCAGUUAUAGAAUACUUAGGAUUAUGAUUAGGUGUUACCACAAAAGAACAAGAGGCAGAGUGACACACUAUGUAUAUGCAAAGCAGUCUGAGAUUUCAUUGGAUCCUUUGAUUCAAACUAGGGAAGAGACCAUGGAUACUACAAAGUGGCAGUAUAUUUAACAGAAUAUGUCCUAAAGUCAAGCUUAUAGACAUACCCAGAUGUUCAAAAGAUAGAGAACUAGUAUGAAAAGUUUAAGUACCUCUACCCCUUUUAAACAAUCUACAAAAAAAGAGCCUCCUUUUUUCUUAAAGGAAACAUGAAAUAGUUUAAAACAUGAAUCAUUGUAUAGAUGAACACAUCCCAAUUAAGUACAAAUAAUCUAUCCUUGAAAAUCCAAAAGAAGAUAACACUAAUAGAGAAGCUGCCCCCAAAGCUACCCAGCUAAAUGAGGCUCACACUGCAGGCUGUAGGUGGUCUGUGGGUCUGCUAAUCUGAGGAGAUGGACUGCUCAUGCUGUAUUAUGGUACCCCUAAUGAGAAAUUGUUCCCACCAGGAGCAAAACAUCAGGAGGAAAAAGAAGUAUGGACAAACUAUUUCUAAGAAAACAUGAAUAAGGAAAUGUCAGAGAGACAGGAAGGAAUGUGAAUGUUAUUUGUAGAAAUAUAUAACUUAUAGAUUGUGUGUGAUGGAGAUGGGGAAAGAUUUGGAUUCUAUGAAGAUUAAGUGCACUCAUUCUGAGGAAGGUUUAAAGAUUUUUAAGGAUAGGAUUGGGCAUUUGUCUUGGUGCCUUGUUAGUUCGGUAAGGUCAUGUCAGGCAAAAAGAAUGAUCUAGAAAGAUCUUGAUGAUGAUUUAGUAAUGUUUCAUGCAGUGUUUCAAAAAACAUAGUUUCAGCCAUUCCCCAUGCUGAUUCUGGAGGCAUGAGUCUAUUCCCAGUGCAAAGCCCAACAGCAUCACCAUGCAGGCAUCUAACAACUGUCCCCUAAUGAAGUAGUUGUGAUACUCCAAACACCGUUCUAGGUUCUCAGUUCUAUAUUCUUGGGUCUUACAUGAUAACUAUUGCUUGGGUCAUUCUCUCUCUCUCUCUCUCUCUCUCUCUCUCUCUCUCUCUCUCUUUCUCUGCUUUAUAAUUAAUGUAUUGACUUAUUCACUUUAUAUCCUGAUAGUAGCACCCCUUUCUCCCAUUCUUCCCCUUAGACAGCCCUUUUAGUACCCAUCAUCCUUCUCUGAAAAGUGGGAGAAUCCCCUUGGUUACCAACCUAUCCUGGAAAAUGAAGACACUGCUGGACUAGGCACGUCUUUUCCCACUGAGGUUAGAUUGGGUCAUACUCUUAGUAGUCAUGUAGGAAAUGCAUCAUUAACUUCAUAUCAUGGGCAAGAGAAAUGAAGGAUUAUAAAAUAAUCUGAUCUGAGAUUUUUGUUUGUUUGUUUUAUUACAUCUUAAUUUCUAAACUGUCGGCCAUCACACCAGCCACACUGGAAAAUUAUUCUAAAUUGUUCACUUGCUAAUAACAAGAUACACUUUUCAAAUCAUGGCUGUUUACUGUGAAUGAAGGGGGAGGGGAAGAAAAGCUCUAAAAUUGUUAAUGCAUAGCGUACAUCAUGCAAGGAAGAUAAGAAUCAUAAACAUGUGAAGCUAUGUAGAGUGACCUAUAGGAGCUGAAUAUAGAACCUGUUAACAUAUAGAGAGAUAAUAUAUCAUUUGUUUAAUACUUGCACACAGUUAUUAUGAUUGUAGAAAGAAACCUUCUACAGAACCAAAUGGCUGUAUCGGCCCCUGUUCAAUGUUACUGGAAAACAGUUUGGAGCAGUAUUUCUUUAUCCUUUUGCUGCUGAGAAACAUAAUUAAACAUGAUUUUCAUGAGGGUUAGUCAAAUGUUAACCAAGCAGGGUGGUUUUCCUGAUCUAUACCAAACACACUGCCUUCUUUGUGUUCCUUUCAUGUGUUCCUAUCUUUGGUAUGUGUAGUGCACGUGCCCAAUUACAGGUAAACUGAAUCCUUUGACUUCCAAAGAUGCUCUCUGGAAUCAGUUGAAGACCCCUCUCUUGCCUGUGUUUUAGGACAAGUUUCCACAUCUUGGGACCUGAGGAAUUAAGUGAGUUUCUGAUCCUUCUCAUGAUGAAGCCUCACAAGUUUCCUCAGACUACCAAUAUGGUUUUGGGAGUUUUUAAUCUUGUUUCUUUGAUUUCUGUGAUAAUCCCUCUUCUCAACUGCAGGUGCAGGGAUUCCCACAAGGAAAGAACUGUCCUUUAAGCAAGCACACAUCUCUAAAAAUCACAUCUAAUUACCUCCUAGAACAAGCAAACACCACUUAAAGGAUGUUAGCAGAAUGGUUCUCAAGCUUCCAUAUCAAUUUGUACUUUUUCUAAUCCUGAUGGUUUCUACCCUGGGCAUGUUUCAGAGGGAUGCUUUUGUUUAGUCCUGGGUAUUUGCUCGUAAAGUUCUGUUGCCUCUCUUUAAAUACUUUAAAUCCUCAUUUCAAUAGUUAUACCCCUAGCACAGAAACUUAUGGAAAGUUUGUUUCCUACUGGGACAGCUACGGAUUUCACAGUACAAGGCAAACCCUUGGUGUCUAACAUCAACACGGUAUCUUUGCAACUGACCUGACUCUCUCUGUACUAUCCCCUCAGAGGACAGCUUAUUUGAGCAAGUUUCCUUGACCUUGAGCUGCCUAGAUCUGACACAGCAUCGAAGACCUACAACUAAGAUGUUAGUGCAUUUUCCCAGUUAAACAGAAUUUUCCUCCUCCCCUAGACUGUAUAUAUACGAAGGUAACUUUAAAGUAGACUGUCGAGAAAGUAUUCCAUUGCUAGAAAAAUCUUCUGUCAUGAGUGAUUUCUAUUCUCCCAUGUUGGUAAACAUGUACUCAGGAGGAAUAACUGAGGACAUUUCAGCCUCUGUCUUAUGGGGGUGAGAUGUGCUGUUGGUGUUGUUAAAGCUGCUUUUUAUAUGAUGUCGUUUUUCCAGAGAACAUUUUCUAAACAGAAGCAUCAUCCAUCUUCUUGAACUUCAACUAACAAGCCCACCCAAAAGAAUUUGAUGGAUGCUUUCCCCUACUUGGAGCCUAAGAGUGGAGAGAAUGAAAACAAAAUUUUCUUUGAAAAAAAUUGAGGGAUUAAAGGCUAACUAAAAAUUUGAAUGAAAAGUAUUCAGGAUCUCUUUAGCUUUUGUGCUAAUUAUGAUUUUAUUUUUUUGUAUAUUUGGCCACAAAAUACGUACUUGCUUUAUGGACUUUCACAAGCAAUGUCUUGAUAGCUUAAGCUAAGCAACCUAUGUGCAAAAACUAUGCACAUUGUGACUUAGGACAAGGCAGUCUCAGGCUAACCUAGGUGAAAGAAAACCAGUCUGCAAUAGUCAAGCUCCCUGUGCUCGCCAGGUGCCAUGUAGAGUGUUUUAAACCCUCUUGCUUGCAUCUCCCUCUUGUUGUGCAGAGACAGAAUAGAGGUGAACUGCUUAUGACAGUAGCAGACAAUUCCAGGCAACUUUGUGCUUUGGCUACAGAUAAAGUCUGGCAAAAAGUGCUGUGGACCUCUGUGAUCUAUCAAUAACGUGUGUGAAUGUCAUUCUCCCCAAACAAUAAAUUACUACUCUGGAUUUAGAAACUGAUCUAUAAUAACUAGGACAUUGACACAGAAGCCCACAUACUCCAUGUUUGAAGUUCUGUGUGCUACAUGUGCAUGUGCGUGUGCGUGUGUGUGUGUGUGUGUGUGUGUGUGUGUGUGUGUUUAAUUCAAUUAAUUGAUUUAUUGUUAUCCUUGUGCUCUGGGUUGCACUAUUAAUACAUGUAAGUCUGGGUUUGGUUUGAAAUUAUAUGAUGUGACUUACAUAUUUACUUUAUUUCUAAUUUUAACACCCGUUAUUUUGUAGUUCAUUAAAAAAUUGCUUAACUGAUAUUUGAAACAUGCACAUUAAAGAAAUAAACCUGA